Molecule: messenger RNA, 472 nt
Organism: Myiozetetes cayanensis
Lineage: Eukaryota; Metazoa; Chordata; Aves; Passeriformes; Tyrannidae
Product: H-2 class II histocompatibility antigen, I-E beta chain-like
Exons: 3
Biological process (GO): antigen processing and presentation; immune response
Cellular component (GO): MHC class II protein complex; membrane
Source: RefSeq, a predicted model, not a curated record
CUACCUGGCCCUGGGGAUGGAGCGUGUGCGGGGAGCUGGGACCGUACUGGUGGUACUGGUGGCGCUGGGAGCCCCCCCGGCUGCGGGCGAGGAGCUCUCGGGGGUGUUCCAGGACAUGGCAAAGCACGAGUGUCACUUCAUCAAUGGCACCGAGCGGGUGAGGUUCGUGGAGAGGCUCAUCUACAACCGGCAGCAGUACAUGCACUUUGACAGCGAUGUGGGGGUCUAUGUGGGGGACACCCCGUAUGGGGAGUUCCAGGCCAGGUACUGGAACAGAAUACAGGAAAGGCUGGACUACUUUCGGGCUCAGGUGGACACGUUCUGCCGACACAACUACGAGGUGUUCACCCCGUUCAGCGUGGAGAGGAGAGGUGAGCGAGGGGCAGAGCGGCAAGAUCCUGGUGGGGGUCGGGGGCUUCGUGUUGGGUUUGGUCUUCCUGGCUCUGGGGCUCGGCUUCUACCUGUGUCUCCA